Molecule: messenger RNA, 2008 nt
Organism: Morus notabilis
Lineage: Eukaryota; Viridiplantae; Streptophyta; Magnoliopsida; Rosales; Moraceae
Product: probable DNA primase large subunit
Exons: 21
Coding region: 70-1458 (462 amino acids)
Biological process (GO): DNA replication, synthesis of primer
Cellular component (GO): alpha DNA polymerase:primase complex
Source: RefSeq, a predicted model, not a curated record
UAAGAAAUAGGGUUCCUUCACUUCUUUCUCCCUCUGCAAAUCCCCCACAGGUUUCAGAAGCAGAAAACCAUGGAAUCCGCUCGAUCUCACAGGAAAUCCAUCGCCAACGACGUCGUCUCUACCCUCCCUCUCUACCGCUCCGCUCCCGCGCUCGAAGUUCGCCUCGAAGAUUUCACGCUUUUCGCCAUGGAUCGCCUCCGAGUACUCAAAGGGAUUUCUGAUGGAUUGUCCAGAGGAAAGAAAACCGAAGAAAUGGAACAAUUGGCAAAGGAUCUAUGGAGAGCAAACAUGAGGCAUCCACAGGCGUCUGAGGUUGUCAACAAGGAUAUAAUAUCGCACUUUGUUCUCCGACUCGUGUAUUGCAGAACGGAGGACUUGAGAAAGUGGUUUCUUCCCAUGGAGACUGCCCUAUUUCGCUACCGAUUCCGACAUGAAACUGCUGAAGCUCAGAGGUCUCUCAUGGCAGAAUUUGACCUUUCAUACAAGGCAGUUAGCAAUUCAGAGUUUGAGAGUGUAAAAGAUAAGUUGUGCCAAGUUGCACGUUCCAUUGGUAUGUCUUUACCAACAGCUGAUGCAAUAUUCUAUAAGGUACCUUUUGAAGAAGUUCCAGAACUCGUAGCUGGUCGGAGAGUGUUCAUCCAUAAGGGGCAUGCUUAUGUAGCUUCUACUCAGGUUGUUUCCCUUGUUGCCACACAAUUUCGUAGUCAUCUAUCCAAGGCACUCAUUUUGACAAACAGAAAAUGGACAUCUACAAUAAGAGAACAAGAAAAGGAUCGCUUGGCACCUAUCGUGGAAGCCCUAUGCACAAGUUACUUGGGUCCUGAUUAUUCUCAGCCAAAAGGGUUUUCUGAGAUUUCAUUAAAAGACAUCGAUGACUUGGUCAAGAGUUCAUUUCCUCUUUGUAUGCGCCACCUAUUUGAAAAGCUGAGGGAGGAUCAUCAUUUAAAGCAUGGAGGGAGGAUGCAACUAGGUCUCUUUCUCAAGGGUGUUGGCUUAAAGUUGGAUGAUGCCAUUGCUUUCUGGAAAGCUGAGUUCUCUCAAAAGGUUGGUGCAGAGAGGUUUGACAAAGAAUACGCAUAUAGCAUACGCCAUAAUUAUGGAAGAGAAGGGAAGAGAACGGACUAUUCACCUUACUCUUGUCAAAAAAUCAUCUCAUCAACCCCUGGUGCAGGAGAUCACCACGGGUGCCCUUAUCGACAUUUCAGUGAAGAGAAUCUUAGAGCGGCUCUAAAUAAAAUGGGAGUUGACGGCAGAGCAGUGGAAAAUGUAAUGGACAAAGUGCAAAAUAGACAUUAUCAGUUGGCGUGCACCUUAACGUUUGAAGCUGUUCAUAACUCAUCAUGCGAUUCCGGGAUUAACCAUCCUAAUCAGUAUUUUAGCGACAGCCAAAAAAUCUUGCAGUCAAAGAAUCAUUCUGAUGCCAAAAUAAAUAAAUUGGGAGCUCGUGAGAAUUCCUAGUGCUUGGACCCAGUUGAUGGAAAGGGCAUUUCUACUCUUGGAAAUAAGAAAAGGGUACCUCUACUUUUUCCCUGACCUUAAAGAUUGUUCCACCACCAACAUGAUGUUAUUAAAUGCAAUGCCGAGUUUUGUGAUGCAUUGAAAAGCAUUUAGGCCACGAGGCUUUAGUAUGGGGAGAGGAAAAUAUCCCAUCUAGCGUUUCCAUCGCAGCUUUUGUAUCAUAUGAAAGGAGGGACUUUUGUUAAUGAGAAGGGAUUCAUUCUAGCAAGUGUUUCGACGUGGGACCGGAUCUUAAGCUCGUUAAUCUGGCUGAUUUUGAACUUACUAUUAUAAGCUCGUCGGUUUGAUUGCUCAACUGGACUAUGGUAGUUGGAAUAGGUCCACCAAAUAAUCAAAGAUGCGUUCCCCUUGUUCAGGAAAGGGACAAUUCUUGUGAAAUCAUUGAUAGGACGUUUGGUUGGAGGAACUAUAGAUUAUUACUAAUUCUAUGUAUUUUAAACUGACCUCAUUAGAAUUCAGGACUCUUGGUGAACUAAGGUCUUUAUCUCUU